CUAUGAAGGACUGGAUAGGGACUGGAGAUGUGCUUUGCAGGUGAAGAAUGCUGAAUUGGCAGGUGCCAAAGGAGUUAUUCUGUACUCUGACCCUGCUGACUACUGCGCCCCAGGAACAGAGCCCUAUCCAAAUGGCUGGAACCUUCCAGGUGGAGGAGCCCAGCGUGGAAAUGUAUUAAGCCUGAAUGGGGCAGGGGAUCCUCUGACACCAGGUUAUCCUGCAAAAGAAUACACGUACCGAUUAGACAAAGCCAGUGGUGUAGGUCUCCCAAAAAUUCCAGUUCAUCCCAUUGGCUAUCAUGAUGCUGAGUCAUUACUGCGUAAUAUGGGAGGAUAUGCACCACCACACAGUAGCUGGAAAGGAAAUUUGAAUGUAUCUUACAACGUUGGUCCUGGUUUCACAACAAAUUAUUCUACAAGAAAGGUGAAAAUGCACAUUCAUAGCCACAACGAAAUAAGAAGGAUUUACAAUGUGAUUGGUACCAUCAGAGGCACAGUGGAACCAGACAGAUAUGUCAUCCUGGGAGGCCACCGCGACUCAUGGGUAUUUGGUGGCAUUGAUCCUCAGAGUGGGGCAGCUGUGGUUCAUGAGAUUGUGAGGAGCUUUGGAAAACUGAAAAGGAAAGGAUGGAGGCCGAGGAGAACAGUGAUAUUUGCAAGCUGGGAUGCAGAGGAAUUUGGCUUGUUAGGAUCUACAGAGUGGGCGGAGGAAAAUGCCAAAGUAUUGCAAGCACGAGGAGUGGCUUAUAUCAAUGCAGAUUCCUCCAUUGAAGGAAACUACACCCUACGAGUGGAUUGCACACCACUGAUGUACAGACUGGUGUACAGUCUGACUAAAGAGAUACCAAGUCCUGAUGAGGGGUUUGAAGGAAAAUCUCUUUAUGAAAGCUGGUAUAAAAAAAAUCCAUCAAGAGAAUAUAAAGAGGUCCCCAGAAUAAAUAAACUGGGUUCUGGCAAUGACUUUGAAGUCUUUUUUCAACGCCUUGGCAUCGCUUCAGGCAGAGCACGUUACAGUAAAAACUGGAAUGUAGAAAAAUAUAGCACCUAUCCAGUUUACCACAGUGUCUAUGAAACCUAUGAAAUUGUGGAGAGGUUUUAUGAUCCCACUUUCAAGAAUCAUCUGACAGUAGCUCAGGUACGGGGAGGGCUGGUGUUUGAAUUGGCCAACUCCGUUGUGCUUCCUUUCGACUGUAGAGAUUAUGCAUCAGCUGUGAGCAGCUAUGCUCACAUCAUCUAUAACUUGUCAAGGAAUCAUGAAGAGGAACUGACAACAUACAAUGUAUCCUUUGAUGCUCUCUUUUCAGCUGUGAAGAAUUUUACAGAAGUUGCUGCUAGCUUUCACAAGAGACUGCAACAAAUAGAUAUCAAUAA
Molecule: messenger RNA, 1371 nt
Organism: Pelecanus crispus (Dalmatian pelican)
Lineage: Eukaryota; Metazoa; Chordata; Aves; Pelecaniformes; Pelecanidae
Source: RefSeq, a predicted model, not a curated record